ACCUCGCAUAAACCAUCUGAAUCACCACUACCCACCACGAUGGAUCCGAUGAGUAUCACCGGCACCGUCCUUGCCAUCGUGCACAUCACCGGUAUAUGCCUGAAGUCGGGUAAUCAGCACCUCGGUCCCUCGCGCCACACUUCCACCACACUUCUCAGUCUCAUCCAAGAGCUUUACUGCUUUUACGGUGCUAUCCAGAGCCUCAAGACUCAUCUCACGAUCAACGAGCACGAUACCAUCCGACUUAACUCGCUGGACUGCCUGGCAGGGCCAUUAUCAGACUGCAAGCUUGCGCUAUGUCUCGUGGAAAAGCAGCUGGAAAAUGAUACGUUCUUCAAGCGGAAGCUUAUCGGUAAACAUUGCGAUAAGAAGCUGGACGAUGCUAUCAAUGUGCUGAAGAAAGGACGGGGUCUGUUUGAGACUGUUCUGUUAGCAGAUCAAAGGUAAGACCCCUGCGCGAUGUUUUCAUACUUUUCAAGGUUGCGAUUUCAUUGCACCGUCUCCGGAAGUCUUGUGCACCAACAGCCAUCUGUCGCAUGGUUUAACUUCUCGCAGGACUAUCACCACC
Molecule: messenger RNA, 568 nt
Organism: Alternaria alternata
Lineage: Eukaryota; Fungi; Ascomycota; Dothideomycetes; Pleosporales; Pleosporaceae
Exons: 2
Coding region: 40-447 (135 amino acids)
Source: RefSeq, a predicted model, not a curated record